CAACACAGGCAAGAUGUCGGAGCGAAGAGUGCCCAGUGGAGGUGCCUUGCACACAGGACACGGUGCCACAAAGACCCAGCAGCAGCACCGUGGUGUUUAAUGCCAGUUUUGAGGAUUUCUGCCGCGAAUGGGUGCAUAAAAAGACACUCGUACGGGACUUGAUCCGAAGAAGCCGAUUAAGGACCGUGUGGAGAGGCUGAGAGAGAGAGAGAGGGGCUGACACUCAAACGGGAGCCGGGCGGACUGCUCCUCGCCGCGGGAUGUUAUCCGUACUGUCCUACGGCAGACUGGUCGCCAGGGCCGUGCUCGGGGGACUCUCGCAGACGGACGGUCGGGACUACAGCCUGGUCACCGCCAGUUAUGGCUUCGGCAAAGACUUCCGUAAGGGGAUACUGAAGAAAGGCAUGUGCUACGGGGACGACGCCUGCUUCAUUGCCCGCAACAAGAGUGCGGAUGUCCUGGGCGUAGCAGAUGGUGUUGGGGGCUGGCGGGACUACGGCGUUGACCCGUCGCAGUUCUCCGCCACGCUGAUGAGAACGUGCGAGCGGCUGGUGAAGGAGGGCCGCUUCACUCCCAGCAAUCCUGUGGGCAUCCUCACUUCGGGCUACUACGAGCUCCUACAGAACAAAGUACCCCUUCUAGGGAGCAGCACCGCCUGCAUCGUGGUCCUGGACAGGCGUAGUCACCAGCUCCACACGUGCAACCUCGGCGACUCCGGCUUCCUGGUGGUGCGGGCCGGGGAGGUGGUGCACCGCUCGGACGAGCAGCAGCACUACUUCAACACGCCCUUCCAGCUGUCCAUCGCCCCGCCGGGGUCCGAGGGGGUGGUGCUCAGUGACAGUCCAGAAGCAGCUGACAGCUCCUCCUUUGACGUGCAGCUCGGCGACAUCAUCCUGACGGCCACCGACGGCCUCUUUGACAACAUGCCAGACUAUAUGAUCCUUCAGGAGCUCAAAAAGCUUAAGGCCACAAACUACGACAGCAUCCUGCAGACGGCGCAGAGUAUAGCAAAGCAAGCUCACAACCUGGCCUACGAUCCCAACUACAUGUCCCCCUUCGCACAGUUUGCAUGUGACAACGGCCUGAAUGUAAGAGGAGGAAAGCCAGACGAUAUCACCGUGCUGCUGUCUAUAGUGGCUGAAUAUGCCGACUAGUGUGUGUGUGGAGCGAACUCAUCCGUCCGUCUGUGUCCCUCCAAAAUAAGUGUCU
Messenger RNA from Nerophis lumbriciformis (worm pipefish), 1209 nucleotides. Its product is annotated as protein phosphatase PTC7 homolog. Gene Ontology annotation, cellular component: mitochondrion. NCBI's taxonomy places the organism in Eukaryota, Metazoa, Chordata, Actinopteri, Syngnathiformes, Syngnathidae. The record is from RefSeq and is a predicted model, not a curated record. Gene Ontology annotation, biological process: protein dephosphorylation. Gene Ontology annotation, molecular function: protein serine/threonine phosphatase activity.